Molecule: messenger RNA, 1979 nt
Organism: Andrographis paniculata
Lineage: Eukaryota; Viridiplantae; Streptophyta; Magnoliopsida; Lamiales; Acanthaceae
Product: WEB family protein At3g51720-like
Exons: 2
Coding region: 306-1754 (482 amino acids)
Source: RefSeq, a predicted model, not a curated record
GAAAAAGAAAAGAGAGAUGGUCCUAACCUUGAGGUCUCUCUAAUGGAGGCGGCCAUGGCGAUGAAGGCACGCCGUACUGUCCUCUGCCGUCUGGCGCAGUGCAAUUGCCGCUAGCGGUUUGCAGGCAGUUUGACCCACCACAGCCCUAUUUUUGCACAUUUGCAUUUACAUUUGCCUUCCGAACACCAUCAUUGCAUUGCAGUUGGACGACAAUCAUGGUGCUGUCUCUGUAGCCGUAUAUAAACAAGUAAAGGAAGUUUCCGUUUCUGAAUUCCAGAAAUUCCUCAAUUUUGAGGUCGAUUGCCAUGGCGGAAAACGCGGAAUCUGGUUUUUCGACGAAGAAAGUGGUGGUUAACAAUAACAACCCUAGGGCGGAGAUCGACACCUCGCCGCCGUUCGAGUCGGUGAAGGAGGCGGUGGAUCGGUUCGGCGGGAGUGGGCCGUGGAUUCCGCAUCACUUGCUUCGUAUUGCUGGCGUUCAUCAGCAGGACGGCGGCGGCGACGUCGAGGAGGAGGCGGAGAAAUUGGAGAGGGAUCUGACGGCGAAGGAACAGGAAACGCUGAAUGUGUUGAAGGAACUGGAAGCUACUAGAAGAUUCGUCGAAGAUUUGAAGCUCAACUUGAUGAUGCCGCCGGAGAUGGCUUCCUUCAUGGCGGUGGAGUUGAAUCAGGCGAAAUUGAACCUCAACAAAACCUCCGUCGACCUCGCCGUGAUUCAAGCCUCCGUCGAUUCUCUGAACCAGAAGCUCCGCCGCGACAAGGUUCUCCUCGAACAGACGACUAAAAUCCAGAUACAGAGUCACGAGGAUCACCUUCCGCCAUACCUGCAGCAGGCUUUCAACGGAGACGAGAAGCUGCAGCUCUGCAACGAAACGAAUCAGAGAAGCUACGAGGCGGAGCAGUUCAGGAAGAUGACGGAAGCUUCAAGGUACGAAGUGAUAAAGGCGAUGGCGGAGAUAGAACAGACGAAGAACAGCAUAAAAAUGGCGGAGAUGAGACUAACCGCCGCGAAGAAAAUGGAGGAAGCCGCGAAGGCGGUGGAAGCCAUCGCCAUUGCAGAGACGAAGCUCCAAACCAACGGCGAAAGUCCUUCACCAUCACCACCCAAUCUCCUCCACAACUCCGACGGAAUCACUCUCUCCUUCCAAGAGUACAGAGCUCUCGCGCAGAAAGCCAAACAGGCUGACAGUCUCUGCAACACCAAAUUCAUCGACACCACCGCCAACAGCGCCGCACUCCGCCGCAGCGCCGAACCACAUCCGCCGGAAGCUCCGAUCCUGGAAAAAUUCGAGCAAAACAUCACCCCCAACCCCAAAAAUCAUCCCCAGGCCCAGACGAACGAAAGCAGAUUCAAAUUCCGGAAUUCCCAUUCAUCAGGUCGAUCGAGGGAGAGCCCGACGCGAUCAAUUGGGGAAGUGCUGAGCAGGAAAUUCAUGGUGCAGGACGACGUGAUGGUGGAGAAGGAGCAUGGUGGUUGGGAAGGUGUGCAGCAGCACGUGUCGCUGAGCCAAAUGCUGAGGAAGCAGAGCAGAGUUGUGCUGAAUCCAAUUCCAAGCAAGAGGGAGGAGGAAGCUCACAGCAGCAGCAGCAGCAGCAGCAGACAUUACUAUUUUCAGAGGAAGAAGAUCGGCUUCUUUCAGGUCCCCAUUCCGACCAAGACCAAGAAGAAAGCUCAGCAGCAGCAGCAGCAGCAGCAGCAUUCCAGCAAUCCCAAUCCCAAUCCCAAUCCCAAUCCCAAUCCAGGUGAGUUCUAAUUCUAUCUCUACUUUACUGUGCUUCGUUUCAUAGUACAUAUACGUACAUAUAUAUAUAUAUAUGUAUAUUUGUGUGCUUCGUUUCUACUCUUGGCUUGGCUUGCUUUUGAUUUGAGAGUUGUUGGUAUUUCAAACAGUAAUUAAGUAGUAUAUAUGGUAUAGCAUAGUAUGAUUUGGUGGUGUAGUGUGGCUCUUAAUUUAAUGCAUCAUCUAAAACUUGUUUCA